Striga hermonthica is the source of this 1323-nucleotide messenger RNA. The record is from the annotation of a GenBank genome assembly. Lineage: Eukaryota; Viridiplantae; Streptophyta; Magnoliopsida; Lamiales; Orobanchaceae.
AUGAAUGGAAAAAAGCAGGGGCACUUAACGAAAGAUGAAGAAGAAGUAGCUGAAACCUUGUAUGCUUUGGCCAGUAUGUUUUCUGAUACAAAUAAAGCUAAUCAGCCAGGGUCUAGUGAUGAUCCAACUAGCUCGAAAUUGUUGAAUGGCGAAGAUGCGGAUGAAGUUGAAGAUACUCCGAAUUUGUCUGGUUCGAAAGGAAAGCUUGUCAAGUUACAAUCUUUCAAAGAGGCUAAAACGCCAGAGUCUUCGUCUAGCAAGCAGACUUCAAGACCGCAAGUAUCGAGUGAAUUAAUUGACUUCGGACAGGCUACAGUUUCUGGAUAUCAGAAUGGCAAGAAUAAUGGCAAAUGUUCAUUUCAGUCACCAACAAGAACACGAAGUUGCAACACGAAUGGAUCUUCCCUGCGAGUCCCCGUCUGGCUUGAGAGCACGAAUACUGAAAAGUGUACGCAAAACACAGUUCAAUCUGAGAAGUCAUGGAAAAGAUCUUCUGCACAUGUCUACAUUAGCCGUCUGAUUAAAGUCUUGCAAAUACCGGAGAAUAGAGAAGGUUCACUCGAAAAUUUUAGUAAUUUAUCGACCUCUGGAGGGGCCCAUAACUUGACACGAUCGAAUGGUAGUAGAAUAACUGAUGCACUUUUUAGUGGUACCACCCAUUCUGCUGCCAACAAGGAGCUAGCCAAAAUCGAACAUGAUGUUUUUUCAAAUAAUAAAACGUUUAUCCAAGAUCGGCAGCUGGCUCAAGAAACCUCUGCCUUAUGUUCUUCUGCUAAAGAGGAUUUCCAUGACUUCUUAUCAUUGGGCACGACUUCUUAUUCGGAUGUAAACAAAGAACACAUUCACGAGGCUCCUAAACAAUUUCAUGCACCAUCAUAUGUUCAGCAAUCGCAAAAGUAUUCAGGUUUAACAACACAACAGGUACAACUCCCUCAAUAUCUUAGCAGUAGCAGCACAGUUAACGGCAGUUUCCCGGGCCCAAUGGACUGGCGGCCCGCGCAGUAUAAUAAUAGUGGAGGAGUGGGGCCCGCAAAUUUACCCGACUGGAAAAAUGGAAACACGGGCUCGCCUUUGAACUGUGCUCAAGCUCUUUUCCCUCAUUUGCUGGGCUCAAACCAACAACACUUCUCACCUCAACACUCACAGCAGCACAUUAUGAAAAUGUCUGCUAUAAGCUCAACUUUGCCCCUUCCAAAAGUCGAGAUUAAUCUUCGUCAUCAUCAACACUACCAACACCAUAAUCGUCAGUUCCCUUUGGGAUUUUUCGAAAGAGGUAAGGUCCCCUUAUAUUCUGAUAAUGUACAGCAGUUGCAACUGCCAUGA